Emiliania huxleyi CCMP1516 is the source of this 723-nucleotide messenger RNA. RefSeq lists its product as hypothetical. Lineage: Eukaryota; Haptophyta; Isochrysidales; Noelaerhabdaceae. The transcript has 3 exons. Bases 1 to 723 code for a protein of 240 amino acids. The record is from RefSeq and is a predicted model, not a curated record.
AUGCUGGCAUUCGUCGCAGCUGCCGCGUUCGGCCUGCUGGUGGCAGCCCCACCUCGCGCCGCACCAUCGCGCACCACCGUGCCGCGCUGCAUCGAGGUCGCCGCUGCCGACGCCCUGAGCCAGAGCCCCGCCCUCCUCGCGACUGCCGGCACCGCCGUCGCCGCGAUUGGCGGCAUUCUGAUAAACAACCAGCAAAAGAAGAAGCCGGCCGCCGCCGUGCCCAAACCCGCCGCCGCGGAAGUGGCCGAGGUGGCUCCUCCCGCGCCGAAGCCGUCGACGACGACGGCGUACCGUGGCAAGGUGACUGUCGGCUUCCACCGCGGCGCCGGCCGGAUGCCGCCCACGCCCGCCCGCGAGCAGUGGGAGCCGCCGCCGGGCUGGGCGCCGCCCUCGAAGCCAGUCACCAGCUGGUACGACCGCGGCGACCGGCUGGCGAUCAGCGCGCCGCCGCCUGAGGCUGCGGCCGCGCCGGCGGCCUCGCCCAACCUGCUUGAGCAGUUUGUAGCCCUGUUCAGCGGCGUGUCCGCCUCUGCCUCCGCCUCCGCGGCGCCCCGCGCCAGCGCCUACAAGGGCAAGGUGACUGUCGGCUUCCACCGCGGCGCCGGCCGGAUGCCGCCCACGCCCGCCCGCGAGCAGUGGGAGCCGCCGCCGGGCUGGGCGCCGCCCUCCGUUGCCAGGCCGCCCGCCGUCGCCUCGUGGUACGACAGCGGCGCGCGGCUGUGA